AUGCCAACCGAGUCACGGCCCGGGCACGUGGCCAUGAUCGCAGGCUUCUACGAGGAUGUCAGUGCCGUCACCAAGGGCUGGAAAGAGAACCCGGUCGAUUUCGACUCGGUUUUCAACCAAUCUGCCCACACUUACUCGUUCGGGUCUCCAGAUAUCCUCCCCAUGUUUGCGGACGGAGCGUCCGAUCCAGACAGAAUUGAUACCUGGAUGUACGGCCACGAGUUUGAGGAUUUUACCACGUCGUCCAUUGAGCUGGACCGGUUUGUGUUCGACCAUCUGGACGAGCUUUUUCAAAACUCUACGAAAGACGCCAAACUAAAUGCCCAGAUCAGACAGGACAAAAACGUGUUUUUCCUCCAUCUUCUAGGAACGGACACUUCCGGACACGGAUACAGACCGUACUCGAAAGAAUACUACGACAAUAUCCAGUACACCGACCGGAAGAUCAAGGAACUGGUGCCAAAAGUGAACAAAUUCUUUGGAGACUCAGACACCGCAUUUGUGUUCACUGCAGACCACGGAAUGAGCGAUUUCGGGUCCCAUGGUGAUGGACACCCUGACAACACGCGUACCCCGCUCAUUUGCUGGGGAGCAGGCUGCAAAAAGCCUAUUCGAAUUCCUGCCUCCGAAAAUAGCUAUUUGAAAGAAGAGGCCGAGGAAAUGAGCACCUGGGGCCUUGACACAGUCAAGAGACACGAUGUGAAACAGGCAGACAUUGCCUCGUUGAUGUCGUUUCUUAUUGGUGUGAAUUAUCCGGCCAAUUCGGUCGGAGAGCUCCCUAUUGGGUUCCUGGACGUUCCAGAGAUCGACAAGAUCAAGGGCCUCUACCGCAAUGCGCUGAGCAUCCAUGAACAGUACCUGGUGAAACUGUCCGAGGUUUCAUCGAGCCAGUUUGAUUUCAAGCCGUUUGCCGGAUUCGAAAAGAAAUCGAAUUCCGAGUACGAGAAAGAAAUCGAACAGCUGAUCGACUCAAUUGCCGCCGGAAACAUCACUGCCGAACAGCCGGCUGUGGUUCUCAUCGAGGAGUUCAUCAAAACUUCGCUUCAAGGUCUGAACUACCUGCAAAAGUACAACUGGCUUUUGCUAAGAAGCAUCGUCACCUCUGGCUUUGUUGGAUGGAUCAUCUACUCAUUGAUGAUUUUUUUCCGGCUCUACGUUUUAAAGGAGUCUGCAACCAAGUACGACGGAGCUGUCGGGAAGACGAUCAACCACGUUGUGUUCCUAACCAUCGGCUCCUCGUUGUCCUACAUCCUGUAUUAUCAAAACUCUCCGGCCAACUACUACUUCUACCUGGCCUUCCCGCUCUUCUUCUGGCACGAGAUCGUUGAGGAACGGUACACUCUGCUUUUCGGGAUCCUCAAGUUCUUCAAAGGACACAGCAGAUGGUUCAUAAUCGGGGUGGUUGCCGGAAUUGUUGGGUUUUUUGAGUGCAUCACGAUCGGAUUUACCAAUAGAGAAAUUUUUGUGGGGAUGUUUGUGGUUCUCGGACUGUACCCGCUCGUUUUGGGUAACGUGAACAAACUACAGAAACUGUCGUGGGCACUCACCUGCUGUUUGCUGUCCCUUUUCCCGGCGCAAAACCCGGUUAAGUCGGAAGACCUGCAGCUGAUUGCGGCUGGAGCAGUGCUAGUGCUUCUGGUUGGAGCAAUUUCACUCGCAGCUCUAAAAUUCAGUUCCUACACGAAGAAAUUGGUGAUUGUGCAGCUUGUCCUUGUCGCAUUGUCGCUGUACUCCACAUCUAAAGCGGUUGUGUCAUUGCAAAACAGGAACGGAUUACCGAAAGAUGCGCAGAUCCUGGGGUGGGCCAAUUUAGUGGUGUCACUAUUUUUACUGCCAACCUUGCACCACUUUGGCCAGGAGUCUGACUACAAAACGCGCUACCUCAUCAUCUUCCUCACCUUCUCGCCAACAUUCAUCAUUCUGACGAUCUCGUUCGAGACGUUGUUCUACGUGCUCUUCUCCGGGCUCGUUUUCCAGUGGAUCGAGGUCGAGGCACAAAUGACCUCACACACGUCCAAAUGGACCCAGCUGCUCCGGGUCGCAAUCAUCGGAUUCUUCUUCCUACAGAUUGCAUUCUUUGGCACAGGUAACAUUGCAUCGAUUUCCACCUUUUCGCUGGACUCUGUGUACCGGUUGCUACCGGUGUUUGACCCCUUCCCGAUGGGCGCACUACUGAUGUUAAAAUUGAUCAUCCCAUACGUUCUGUUGAGCGUUGGACUCGGGCUAAUGAACGUGCGGCUACACCUGAUCAUUUUCAGCAUUUCGUCAUUGAUCAUCUCAUUGAGCGAUUUACUUUCACUCAACUUCUUCUUCCUGGUCAAGACAGAAGGCUCGUGGCUGGGGAUUGGGCUGACAAUCUCCAACUAUUGUCUGGCGAUCUUAAAUUCGCUCUUUAUUUUGUUACUUGAGGUAUUAUCCAACAUUUUAAUUGCAAAAACAGAGCCAGAGAAGCCAAUCACAAAAAGCGCUCAGCAAUUGGCGAUCGACUCGCCGCAAUACGACAAGAUCCUCAAGGAGGUGCAACAAGCCGAGUCUGUUGGAGGCUCAAUUGCAACUCGUGUCAAGCGCAGAUCAAAAAAGACCUAG
Ogataea philodendri is the source of this 2586-nucleotide messenger RNA. RefSeq lists its product as uncharacterized. Gene Ontology annotation, cellular component: endoplasmic reticulum membrane. NCBI's taxonomy places the organism in Eukaryota, Fungi, Ascomycota, Pichiomycetes, Pichiales, Pichiaceae. The record is from RefSeq and is a predicted model, not a curated record. Gene Ontology annotation, biological process: GPI anchor biosynthetic process. Gene Ontology annotation, molecular function: mannose-ethanolamine phosphotransferase activity. Bases 1 to 2586 code for a protein of 861 amino acids. The transcript has a single exon.